Messenger RNA from Oncorhynchus keta (chum salmon), 1042 nucleotides. RefSeq names its product retinol-binding protein 1. The coding region runs from base 287 to 703 and encodes 138 amino acids. The transcript is spliced from 4 exons. Gene Ontology annotation, biological process: fatty acid transport. Lineage: Eukaryota; Metazoa; Chordata; Actinopteri; Salmoniformes; Salmonidae. Gene Ontology annotation, molecular function: fatty acid binding. Gene Ontology annotation, cellular component: cytosol; nucleus. The record is from RefSeq and is a predicted model, not a curated record.
UAAAGCUCCGUAGGGAGGAGUUUACGCUUUCCGUUGUGCAACGUUUGCAUUAGGGAAUCGAUACCCGGGAAUACCCGGGAAUAGAAGGAGUGAAGGGAGCAGAGGACAGUCAUUGUGGAUACGACCGCCGCUCUAAAACAUUCCAGCAGUUCAAUCAUUCCUUCUAACAAUGCGGUAGUGGUGAGAGCAGUUAAGAGAAGAGAAAGAGAGUAUCUGUAGAGAAGAGGCAACACUGUGGGUUACAGUUUUCUUUGUUGAGUUCCUCUGCAAAACUAAAGGCUAAAAGAUGUCUAAACCAAAUUACACAGGAACAUUUCACAUGGUGUCUCAAGAUAACUUCGAGAACUACCUAGCAGCUUUGGAUAUUAAUUUUGCCCUGCGGAAGAUAGUGUGUAUGUUGAAGCCCACUAAACAGAUAGUCCACGACCCGGCCACGGGCAGUAUGAAGAUCCGCACACUCACCACCUUUAAGGACUUUGAUAUGGAUUUCAAACUGGGUCAGGUCUUCACCGAGGACCUGGGACCUGUGGAUGGACGAGUCUGUCAGACCACAGUGGACUGGGAGGGUGAUAAGCUGGUGUGUGUUCAGAGAGGAGAGAAGGAGGGAAGAGGAUGGACACACUGGCUGGAGGGAGACAAGCUACACCUGGAGAUGAGAGUUGGAGAUGUGGUUGCCAGGCAACUCUUCAAGAAGGCAGACUGAAACCACUGGGAAGGAUCCCGUUCAUCAACUCAACAUUCAUGAUUCUCAUUAGAAAAGUCUAGGACUUGGUAUAUAAGUGCCAAAGUUUAUACAAAUAUGAUCAUCAUUGUUUUAAAACCAUUACUUAAUGUACAACAUUUAAGAUAUUUUUAGUUUUUGAAUGUUGUCAUGGUACAGUGCAGGGUGAACUGUGUAAACAUUCCCAGUGUGUUUCCUCAUAUAGCACUACGCUAGUUCACAAUGCCAUUGAAUGUUCCCUUUUGUGUUUAAUGUGGCUGUUCUGUGUCUUAACUAUACCACCUGAUGCUCCACACUACAAAUACAGAUGUUGCCUCUUUA